Messenger RNA from Colletotrichum lupini, 630 nucleotides. RefSeq lists its product as uncharacterized. The record is from RefSeq and is a predicted model, not a curated record. The coding region runs from base 1 to 630 and encodes 209 amino acids. The transcript has a single exon. NCBI's taxonomy places the organism in Eukaryota, Fungi, Ascomycota, Sordariomycetes, Glomerellales, Glomerellaceae.
AUGUCUUCAUUUCCAGGAACCGGAAGCGCCGCUCGUCCGUUGAUCGUGCCGCGCCGGCCCAGAUCUUUCACACAACUCAGCCAUCGGAUUUCUUUGAACGAAAGCGUAGUUCAAGAAAUUCCCAUCGAAGAACAAGUUCCAUCCGACUCGUCCUCAGGAUCGGAACCUGAAACCGACAUUGCCUCGCAAGAAACACCAUCAACCCUGGAGACUAAACAACGCAAGGGUCUCCAAGAACUACACACCGAGUACGAAAAACGGAUGAAUGAAAUCAAAGCCAUGCACUUUCGGCGUCGAAACGAAAGUCGACGGGCGUAUGACAACAAAAGGACGAAUGCCAUUGAUGAUUACAACAAGGCUGGGUGCUGGGGGAUCUUCCGAUUUUCUCCCCGGCGCAAACUUGACGCGAUUGACCGGGACCAAGAAAAUGCCGACAAUUACUUUGCCAAGUCUCAAAGAAUCGAGCGUAGAGCGGUCGAGAGAAGAUUUGAAGAUCGUGAGGAGCUUUGCAUACACUGUUAUAGGAGAAUGUGGAAGAAGAUGUAUCCUUCGAUACCAUUCUGGUACGAUAGACCAAACCCAGAUGCACUAGACAUACCAGUCAUGACGUAUUAUCAGCCAAUCGAUUAG